AUGAUCCGUCGAGACGCGUCUGCUUCGAGGGGAGGGGAGGGUCGAGAAGAGGACGACACAGCGGACGACUUCCAAGUAGACGAGUGGAGUCCGAUGCUGAGGUGCUCGACCGCGCCGUCGCUGGCGACGACAACCACGCCGAAGUCUCCAUGGUACGACGGCGAAACGACGGCUAACGACGUUCGGGCGUCCACCGCCGGGCCUGGGAUGAGGCGCGCCGCGGCCAGCCAUGGGGUUACCAUGUCCAUUCUAGGGCGGGACGCUCUCCUCGACACCACGAAUGCCGGAGCGGCUUCGCCGCAACGGUCACGGUCGCUCAGGGGCUCCGCAUUGAGGCCCCGUUCGUCAGCUACCGCUGCCUGGGAUGAAGGGGGCGGGAGGGGUUCGAUGGGUGGAAGAACUAGUCCUGCCGUAGUUCACGUGCGCACCACCAAAAGGAUGGACCAGGAGAUGGGGUUCCUCAGAGUAGGCACGUACUUUACGGCGUCCAAAGAUCCUCUGAGGCACGGUUUGACUGCUGCGCUGUCCGGAAAGCUUGUUCGACAGACGGACCACGACGGCCUGAAGUGGGACCUGCUCAAGCAGGUCCUUAAGGUGAUCACAGGGUCGCAGCACGGACUGCCGCUCCAGGCUGUGAAAGAAGUAGCAGCUACAUUUGGAACGGCCGUCGGCACCUCCAAGUUGGCCACCAAGGCUCAGUUCGUCGACAACAUCACGGGGAAGCACGAGGGAUUUCCCGAGAGCGAGCUGAACACCCUCUUCGGGUUCUUCCGGAGACCGAUGGCACCCGGUCCCGCCACGGCCACCACCUUUUCCGAGGAAAACCGCGACAAAUUCCCCCAAUCACAGCAACGCGGAGGCGUCGGAACCAAUAACAGUAGGCCGCGAACAUCCCCAGGUAAUUUCGGUAGAGCUGGUAAAAGCGGUAGUCGUGGCGGCAAGGAGAAAGACGGUGCCCAGGGAGCAGACUGGACUAUGGCCGUGGCGUGCUUGAGGCUACUCGCGAAACCGAAGGAGCCGGUAAAGGCAGCGGUGCUUGGAGUGUUUGAUGUGUUUGCGCGUGCCCGGGGGGACAGGAUGCGCCACAGGCAUCGCUUGGAGCAGGAGAGGCUCGAGAAAGAGAGGCAGGCGCAACUGGAGGAGGAGCGAGAGAGGUGGAAGCGCAGGCGUAAGCGGGAGCAAGAGAGGGGGAUCGCGCCUUCCAUGCAGCAGGGUCUUGCCGGUCCUGAAUCUCACAGUGCUUUCGCACUGUCCAGCGCGGACGGUAUCGGCGGCGGCGGCGGCGGCGAUGGCGGGGACGACGGCCGCGGAAAUUCCAGCUUAGAAAGGAACCGCGUUUGCUUCGCCGAGACGGCCCGCAUGUUCACCCUGGUGUGCAGCAACGACCAGGAGCGGCACGCCGUGACGACGACGUACCGCCACCGCUUCUACCUGGAGCUGAGAGCGGUCAUGCAGGAAGGGAGGAACCCCCUCCGUUUCAGGAACAACCAGAACAACAGUGGCGACGGCGGCUACAACUCGCCCAAUAUGGUAGAGUCCGACCGAUGUCUAUCGCCACCGCACCGCCCCAGAAAUCGCUCGUCGAAGGAUGGAAAAGCCUCUUCGCUGCAGCUUGAUGCAUACUCUUCGACCGAGACGCCACAUGUCUUGCCCACCGGCGGUCGGCCGACAACAGCAGAGCCCGCGAAGGAACGACCUGGUGCUCGGCUGCAAAAGGGAGACGGACACGGUCGAGGAGGGGCCAGCGGGAUGGGUUCGCCCGGGCCAGAAGAGAAUGGCGUCACGGCGGAAGAGUUUUCGGAAGCUUUGGCGCGAUGCCCCGAAAUGCUCCAAGCGUUCGGGAGCCAGCUAGACGCGAGGUUACGACACCGACAUCGGCCUAUUUGGAUGGCGCCGUUCAUGAGGAAAGGGGGCUAG
This is a messenger RNA of Ectocarpus siliculosus, 1917 nucleotides long. Lineage: Eukaryota; Phaeophyceae; Ectocarpales; Ectocarpaceae. The record is from the annotation of a GenBank genome assembly.